CAGAAGUCCACGUGAUAAUCCUCGUCCUUGAGGGAGUAGCUAUUGGACUGAGGGUCAAAUUCAAUUAUGUCCGAAACAUAAGAUAACCAAAUCUAUGGCUGAGAACAACAAAACAUAUUAUCUUCACAAUGAUUGUGUUUCUGAAAUCAAGAAAAUAUUUUCAGAUGUCCCCUUGUCAGAGUUGGAUGACGAUGCACUAGUCAAUAAUUUGUUGGAACGAUCUGUUUCCGUCUUACAAGUGAUCGACCAUGCCAUGUUCCAUUUUGUUGCUGUAAAUUUUAUCGGCGGAUCGGUUGACGAGUCUUAUGAGCUUGAUGGAUGUUGCCAGUUGGCAUUGGAAGAUCUGUGCUGUGAAGGCGAAUAUCCUUUCAAACUUACUAAGUCACUUACUUUGCUUUGGUUGUGUAAGCGGUUGUGUAGGACAAUGUGCACGGUUUCUCAAACUCUUUCAUUCCUGUAUCAUUUGAAUUAUUUAAAAUGCAUUUAUUUACAUCAAUACCUGAUUGGUGAUGAAAGGUCACCCAAACUAAAAAGUGAAUUCCAAGAUAUUAUCGACGUGUGUGAGGAAUGUCUUGAUUCAACCCACACUACUGAGGACGUAAUUCAAUACUUGAUGUUAUCAUCAUAUCUGAGUGCUUUUUAUUAUGAAUAUGAGGCUUCGAAAACAUUCGCUUCAAGAUGUGCUCAGUAUUUAAAUAUUGACGUAAAAUUUUGUGGUGUCCUUGGUAAAUGUACCAGAUUCCAGGAAAAGGAGGUAGCAAAUCUCACAGUUAAAGUUAACAGAGUAGUUGAAAGUAAAGACAACAAAACUUCAGGUAACUCCCCAUUACCGCAGAUAAUUCCUCUUAGUGACGAUGUACUUCUCAACAGUGUGGUAUUUAGUACAAUGGAGGAACAAAGUAUUCUCUCUAAUACUGAGCAGUCUUUCAUUUUAUUAUUAUGUGAACUUCAUCGUCGUCAUUAUCCACGAGAUGAUUUAACAGAACAGCAGUGUUUAGCUUACAUCAAUACAGUUAUCCGGGCUGUUUACCCGGAUUCUGAAAAUGAAAUCAAAAGUAGUUCUUCUUGGCCUAUUGCGACAGAAACGUUGUUUAGAAGAAGUUUACUGGAACAUAAUUCUGUUAGAAAAACUGAGCGUGCAUUAUCUCAGUUAGAGGAGUUAAGCUGUCAGUUUAAAAGAACUAGCCCAUCGUUUUCUGAGAGAUCUCCCAGUAGCUUCUUUCUUUCCAGAAUGCCGUCUAUUUGGACUCUCCAAGUUGAGCAAGGUCGACUACUUAUGAAAAUAGGAUGUUACAAAAGUGCUCUGGACAUUUUUCUGUUAUGGGACAAGUGGUCUGAAAUAAUCGAAUGCUAUAUCCACCUAAAUAAGAGAGAAAAAGCAGAAGAAGUGAUUCGUUCUCGUCUAAAUUCUGGAGAUGAAUCUGCUGAAUUAUAUUGUUCUCUUGGCGAUGUGACAAAUGAUCGACAACAUUAUUUAAAGGCUUGGGAAGUAUCCGGUUGUAAGUCGGCUCGAGCAAUGCGCAGCCUAGCUGUUACAUAUAUGUACACAGAUAAAGCCUAUCAAAAGGCAAUUGAAUGUUUUCAAAAAUCACUAGAAAUUAACACUAUGCAAGUUAAUGUAUGGUUUACGUUUGGAUGUUGUUGUCUUCAAGCCAAGGAUUUUGUAAAAGCUGAAAAUGCUUUUCGUUCAUGUGUUCGUUUAGAUCCAGAUAAUUUUGAAGCCUGGAAUAAUUGUGCGACUGCUGUCCUGAUUCAAGGAAAAAAGAAUAUAGCAUUAAAACUAAUGAAAGAAGCUUGUAAAUAUAGUUACGAAAACUGGCGCAUUUGGGAAAAUAUUCUGUUGAUUAGUGCUGAUGUAAAAGCAUUUCAUGAAACUAUGCAUGCCUAUCAUCGCCUAUUAGAUUUACAAGGAAAGUAUGCGAAUCCACAAGUUCUUAGUGUUAUGGUUAAAGGUGUUGUUUUAAAUGAAAUGGAUUCUACAGGAAACCCUGUAAGUAAUUUACGUACCAGGCUGCUUGAAUUGUUUGGUCGAGUUACAGCAUCUACUCCUAACGAUGCUGUUAUAUGGAAUGAAUAUGCACAUCUUCUGGUUGAUGAACUUCCUCAAAUGACUUAUACUACAUAUCAACGUGUAAGUUAGAUUGAUUUUCUAGAACAUUUACCCUUGUUUAAUAUGAUAUACAUUUUUUAGGCUGACUAUCGAAAUUUGAAUUUCCACCCAAAUUGUACAAACUGUCACUCGUUUGGUAAUAAUGCUGUCCACUGUCUUCAAGCAGCUCAUCGUUGUCGCAUACAAUCGAGUGAAGGACCAUGGGAACAAUCAACAAAGAAAUGUGAAGCUAUUAUUGAUGGUUUAAAAGCUUUACUUGAUUUAUUAAAUAAUCCUCCGAAAUCGAAAAAUGAUAAUGAAUCUAACGAAGAAGAUCAACUUAAUACCUUCAUUCAAUCAACCUUGGCCACUCUUCGAAUAAGCCUAAAAUCUGUAAUUUCUAAAUUGAAGAUUGCUGAAGAAUCUAUUCUUUCCACCGAUGUUCAAGAUAUGAUUCGUUCCUCACUUAAAGAUUUAAAUGAAUUAUUAAUUGAUGUUGAAAAAAAAUUAAACUAAACUCUUACAUUGUAUAUGCUUUUUUAUCGACUAUCGUAAUAUGAAUAAAAGUUUGAAUUC
Molecule: messenger RNA, 2665 nt
Organism: Schistosoma bovis
Lineage: Eukaryota; Metazoa; Platyhelminthes; Trematoda; Strigeidida; Schistosomatidae
Source: the annotation of a GenBank genome assembly